This is a messenger RNA of Jatropha curcas, 2268 nucleotides long. Its product is annotated as heat shock 70 kDa protein 1. NCBI's taxonomy places the organism in Eukaryota, Viridiplantae, Streptophyta, Magnoliopsida, Malpighiales, Euphorbiaceae. The record is from RefSeq and is a predicted model, not a curated record. Gene Ontology annotation, molecular function: ATP-dependent protein folding chaperone; ATP binding.
CUUGUUCACGUUUCUCCCACUUGAAACCCUAGUUCUUAUUAGUUUUUUUCUCUUCAUCACUUUGAAUUUUUUAACAAAAAAGAAGGGAAAAAAAAACGCUUUGUAAAUGGCAGGAAAGGGAGAGGGUCCGGCGAUCGGUAUCGAUCUCGGUACCACAUACUCGUGUGUUGGUGUAUGGCAACAUGAUCGUGUUGAGAUCAUUGCUAAUGAUCAAGGAAACAGAACGACGCCAUCUUAUGUUGCUUUUACUGAUACGGAGCGCUUGAUCGGUGAUGCUGCUAAGAAUCAAGUCGCCAUGAAUCCAAUCAACACCGUUUUUGAUGCAAAGAGGUUGAUUGGAAGGAGAUUCACUGAUGCCUCUGUUCAGAGUGACAUCAAAUUAUGGCCUUUCAAGGUCAUUUCUGGUCCUGGCGAUAAGCCCAUGAUUGUUGUUUCAUACAAGGGUGAGGAAAAGCAAUUUGCUGCUGAAGAGAUCUCUUCUAUGGUCCUUAUAAAAAUGCGUGAGAUUGCAGAGGCUUAUCUUGGUUCCACAGUGAAAAAUGCUGUGGUUACUGUCCCUGCCUACUUCAAUGACUCACAGCGUCAGGCUACCAAAGACGCUGGAGUAAUUGCUGGCCUUAAUGUGAUGCGUAUUAUAAAUGAGCCCACGGCUGCUGCUAUUGCCUAUGGUCUUGACAAGAAGGCCACUAGUGUUGGUGAAAAGAAUGUUUUGAUUUUUGAUCUUGGAGGUGGUACUUUCGAUGUGUCUCUACUCACAAUUGAAGAGGGUAUAUUUGAGGUGAAAGCCACAGCUGGAGAUACACAUCUUGGUGGUGAAGAUUUUGAUAAUAGGAUGGUUAACCACUUUGUCCAAGAGUUCAAGAGAAAGCACAAGAAGGACAUCAGUGGAAACCCCAGAGCCCUUAGGAGGCUCAGGACAUCCUGUGAAAGGGCAAAGAGAACUCUCUCAUCAACUGCACAGACCACCAUUGAAAUUGACUCCUUGUAUGAGGGUAUUGACUUUUACUCCACCAUCACUCGAGCCAGAUUUGAGGAACUUAACAUGGAUUUAUUUAGAAAAUGUAUGGAACCAGUUGAGAAGUGUUUGAGGGAUGCCAAGAUGGACAAGAGCACUGUACACGAUGCUGUGCUUGUUGGUGGUUCUACUAGGAUUCCUAAGGUCCAGCAGCUUUUGCAGGACUUCUUUAAUGGAAAGGAACUUUGCAAGAGCAUCAACCCUGAUGAGGCUGUUGCUUAUGGUGCUGCGGUCCAAGCAGCUAUCCUGAGUGGUGAGGGUAAUGAGAAAGUUCAGGACCUUCUUUUGUUGGAUGUCACUCCUCUUUCCCUUGGUUUAGAAACUGCUGGUGGCGUCAUGACAGUGUUGAUUCCCAGGAACACUACCAUUCCCACCAAGAAGGAACAAGUAUUCUCUACCUACUCAGACAACCAGCCUGGUGUGUUGAUUCAGGUAUAUGAAGGAGAAAGAACAAGGACAAGGGAUAACAACUUGCUUGGUAAAUUCGAGCUCUCUGGCAUUCCCCCUGCUCCCAGGGGUGUUCCACAAAUUACAGUGUGCUUCGACAUUGAUGCAAAUGGUAUCUUGAAUGUGUCUGCUGAGGACAAGACCACUGGCCAGAAGAACAAGAUCACCAUUACCAAUGACAAGGGAAGACUCUCGAAGGAGGAGAUCGAGAAGAUGGUUCAAGAGGCAGAAAAGUACAAGUCUGAGGAUGAAGAACACAAAAAGAAGGUUGAGGCUAAGAAUGCAUUGGAAAAUUACUCGUACAAUAUGAGGAACACAGUGAAGGAUGAGAAGAUUGGUGCCAAGCUUUCUCCAGCUGACAAGAAGAAAAUAGAAGAUGCAAUUGAGGCUGCUAUCCAAUGGCUUGACAGCAACCAGCUAGCUGAGGCUGAUGAGUUUGAAGACAAGAUGAAGGAGUUGGAGAGCAUAUGUAACCCAAUCAUUGCUAAAAUGUAUCAGGGUGCUGGAGGUGACAUGGGUGGUGCUGCCAUGGAUGAUGAUGCUCCUGCUGGUGCAAGCGGUGCUGGCCCCAAGAUUGAGGAAGUUGACUAAAUGUGUUUUUGCAGUAUCUUAGGCGUUUAAUUUGGUCUCUUUAAAACAACUGCUUAUGAAGUUUAUUGGAUUUAUGCUCUGAUUUUUGGGCUUUGAACUCUAUUAUAACUUUAUUCAAAGCCAUGUAUCUUUUGGAAAUCAUGAUUACAGUUUUUGCCUGAUGUUUCUGUAGCCAUUUUUAUAUUUUACCAGAUAUUAGUCUGCUUCAAGUUUAA